AUGACCACUGCCAGCGAUAUCGACAAGUCCUUCACCAAGGCGUUGAACGAAGCAGGCGAACUCUACAACAACGACCGCCUGGACGAGUGUAUCGAAAAGACCCGCGCCCUUCUCGCCGACGACGCUAUACCACGAUACCACCGUAUGAAAGCGCUCCUCUUGUUGGCUUCAACACUGGGCAACUGGUUAGACGCGAGUAACUGUCACGCGGAGGCAGAGACGCUGUGGCGUGUGGUCAGGCGCUGGAACCCAGAGGGCGAGGACGCUGUGCUCGAUAGGCACAUGGACGAUGUGCGCGAACAUUUAGAUGAAGUGGGUGCUGCUUUGGAACGGACUGAGCCUGAGGACUACUUCGAAGAUGACGUGGAUGACGACGGCACGGCGCACGAGGAGCAAGUGAAUGAUGAGACUGCCGCCAUGGAGACCCUUGAACUGCCCCACGAUGAGAUGGAAGUUGAACCGCCUGUCGGUGUCCCCGCUAUCGAGGUUGCUGCGAUUGCUGGCGGUGUUGCCGCUAUCAAGAUUGCUGCGCCUGCCGAAGGCGGAAGUGGAACUGCAGAUGAUGCUGAACCUCAGGCUCCUCAGGGCCAAGGAUGA
This is a messenger RNA of Alternaria infectoria, 597 nucleotides long. RefSeq lists its product as uncharacterized. The coding region runs from base 1 to 597 and encodes 198 amino acids. NCBI's taxonomy places the organism in Eukaryota, Fungi, Ascomycota, Dothideomycetes, Pleosporales, Pleosporaceae. The transcript has 2 exons. The record is from RefSeq and is a predicted model, not a curated record.